GGAGACGCUCGUUUAGCCCCGUGGCUCGUCCACCGUUAUCACCUCGCUACGCACAACAAGCAUGCCUUCACCUUUAUAAAGCUUGAAAAUGGCAGCCUCACUGUCUCCGCCGAGAGUCCUCUUGCUUGCUGUCCACUUUGCCACUAAGUCUGAUGUCCAGAGCUUGGCAGCACUUGUCGCCCACUACCCCCAUGUCCUGCGACCUGAGCUGAUUUUGAGAGUGCUUCUCACCUGUCUUCCCGAGACCCUUCGAUCGACUGAGUAUGUUGGGCUCAUAGAACGCAUCGAAGCCGGUGACAUAUAUUCGGAGCCCGAUCUAUCCAUCCAAUUUGACUCGUCUUCCAUUCAGGACAUUACUGAUGCCGAAGCGGCGAAGAAGACCCGUCGCCUACGUCUAAUUCCCUUAACUUGGGAACGUGCGCCAGCGAGUGCACUCCAGGACCCUGUAUCGCUAUUUCUACUUCGCCGCGCCCACCGUGUCGACCAAGAGGCAGGCCUUCUUACACAGCUUCCCGACCUGAUCGUGCCGUUUCUUCAGCAUGCCCCAUGUAUUCGUACCUGGGCCAUUUCGGUUUUGCUCCCUUUGCUCCGUCGUAACUACGAGUAUUACCCACACGAUCCCGUCUCUCUCACACUUGAAUCUUUUGAGCGCUUAGAUAGCCGGGAAGCUGUGGCUCUUUUGCUGUCGCAAACUGGUGUUCGUGAUGAGGACUUGCCCCAUGUUGGAAGAGAUCUCCGCGGCUUAAUAGGACCAUGGAUGUACAACGAGGAGAGAUGGGGUGCUCUGAUAGAAAAGCAGAGCUCCACAGGAGACACCAAAGGCACAUAUAGAACUUGUCCGGCUUGGGACCAUGUUCUUGAAUGGCUUCUCACCCAGUCCUCCGUGUCAUGGAAAAUAGCUGUCAAAGCCUUUGAUCAGUGGGACGGACCGAGCGACGUUGACCUUGGCGGCUACGGUUUCGAAUGGUUAGAUGACGAGACACAAGGCCUAUUGGAACAAAAAUUCGCUCGCGCAGCGUUAGCUUCGGCUUAUUUGAUACCAGAGGGCUCCGUAGAUGCCCUUACUGGGGUUAACAGUAUUAUCACAAAGAUAGUGUCACUCCUGGAUCAAGAUCACUGCCCAACUCUACAAGUAGCUUCCUCCUUGCUCUCGCCGUUCACGCAACCAGAAGACCAGAACCUUAUUUCUGCCAAAAGUGCUUCAUUGAUGCGGAACGGCCUGCUCGAAGAAUCAAACUAUCUCACUACACCUAAUCAGACAACCACGCAGCUCCUCCACGUUUUAACGCUGAGUGCAUUUAUACUUACAAAAGCUGGUGCGCCUUGCAACGUACGACGAGCCGGAGAGCUAGCCUUUCUCCAGGAUGAGCGGGAACAAAAAGCCGAGGCCCUAAGGCUGAUUCGUUCAUUGAGUGUAAAUGGGCCAAGGAAUGACGAUAAGUACUGGAUUCGUGCUAGAAAUGAGAUUCUGUGGCUUCGUGAUUGGGGCGCCGAAGAAGCAUACGGCUCUACCGAUAUCCAGAUUCACGGCAUAUUUGCCCAGCUGAAGAGAGACUUUCUCGAAAUUGCGUGUCUCAAGGCCUUCUUAGCAAAUACACGUUACUCUCUUGCCAGGUCUAUCUACGAAGACUCACCUGAGAAACCUCUCAGCACAAAUGUACUACAAGACACUGUCGUGGCAUCGGCAAUGGAGGCGUAUGAUAAUGCGUCCAACCCGCACCGUGGACGUGGUGGGCUUUUAAAAUGUGAUGAUAUUAUUCAUGCCUUUCCCAAAACUUUGGCGGAAACGCACCCUGCGUCAAAACGAAUCGAAGCCUUAUUGAGAGCUACUCAUGGUCUAUCUGAGUACCGCCUAGUCCUAAAGAAAGGAGAACCGUUUACUCCUGUGGUGUUGAGAGUUCAUUCUGAUCCCGUCUCAAUCAUCGAGAAGGUUUUGGAACAAAACUCAAAAAGUUACACCAACAUACAGGACCUGCUCGAGAUUGGGUCUAACAUGGUCGAUGCUGGCCUUCUCACUAGCGACAAGUCGGGUGAUGCAAGAACCAGCACGAAUCAACCAUCCAAUCACCAUGCAGUCACUCGUAGACGAAUAACAGCAAUGUGUGUGGACGCUGCAUUGACGGAGGAUGACUUCGAAACGGCUUAUUCCUACGUGGUUAAUCGCGUCGCUUCGGAUUCUGACCUUCAACUAGCUGAUGAGUACUCAUGGAAGGCUGCGUUGCAGGCUGGUAAGUACCGCCGCACGACUCGGACAGUGAAGCCGACACACAUCGGAACAGCCAGCGGGAAUCUAGAUAUAAGACACCUUGAACAACGGAUCGAGUGUCUAUCAGCGGCAGUGCGUAUUGCUCCGCCUGCGACUUUACAGGAGAUCCUGAAUGUCUUUCGAAAAUGUGAAGAAGAGCUCAAUGCGGCUAUCAAAGCCGAAGAAGUUCAGGAGUCAGAGUGGGAUGAUCGGGGCGAUCAGCAAGCGAUGCCAGGUGCAUUCAGUACCACUGUCCCCGCAGGCGUGGGUAGAAGUGUCCCGAGGUCUUCACGGCAUGUUGAAGAGGCUCCUAUGUCCUUGUUUGACUUAUCUAGAGCUAGCAUGGCUAGAGCGCAGUACAACUUCUCGGCCUUGUCGAGUUUGCAACGCAGUGGACAAUCAAGAGCGGAGGCGACAGAGGGAGGCUCGGAUGACGCGUCCGGACAGCCGCGGGCCCGGAAGAGGGAUCAACUACGAGAGGCAGCUGUUGGCACAUUGGCUUCCGGUGUCGGCUGGCUUAUUGGAGCACAGCCCGUGGAUAGGGGUCCGGAAAGAGAAUAAACCACCCCAGCUGAAGUGUAAUGAUGACAUAGAAGCACAAAGACUCUCUAUGAAAUACCAUCGCGAUUAGCAAGGAUGCCUGCAAGUCUAUCGUUACAUAGACUAUCGCGGCCCAAAGGCUGUCAUAUUGUGAUGCUGUUUCCAAUCUCUCUCUAAUCACCUCACAAUGUGAGAUCUGAAACAACACAUCUAUCUGCAGCCGCGGGAGCGAAGAUUGCUGAAAUU
Xylaria bambusicola is the source of this 3031-nucleotide messenger RNA. RefSeq names its product Sec39 domain-containing protein. Lineage: Eukaryota; Fungi; Ascomycota; Sordariomycetes; Xylariales; Xylariaceae. The record is from RefSeq and is a predicted model, not a curated record. Gene Ontology annotation, biological process: retrograde vesicle-mediated transport, Golgi to endoplasmic reticulum. The transcript has 3 exons. The coding region runs from base 89 to 2806 and encodes 905 amino acids.